Messenger RNA from Diceros bicornis minor, 1203 nucleotides. It is a transcript of the gene DRD3, whose product is annotated as dopamine receptor D3. Gene Ontology annotation, biological process: adenylate cyclase-inhibiting dopamine receptor signaling pathway; adenylate cyclase-activating adrenergic receptor signaling pathway. Gene Ontology annotation, cellular component: plasma membrane. Bases 1 to 1203 code for a protein of 400 amino acids. The record is from RefSeq and is a predicted model, not a curated record. Gene Ontology annotation, molecular function: G protein-coupled receptor activity; dopamine neurotransmitter receptor activity, coupled via Gi/Go. The transcript has 6 exons. Lineage: Eukaryota; Metazoa; Chordata; Mammalia; Perissodactyla; Rhinocerotidae.
AUGGCACCUCUGAGCCAGCUGAGUGGCCACAUCAACUCCACCUGCUGGGCAGAGAAUUCCACGGGAGACAGCCGGGCCGGCCCACACUCCUACUAUGCCCUCUCCUACUGUGUGCUCAUCCUGGCUAUCAUCUUCGGCAAUGGCCUGGUGUGUGUGGCCGUGCUGAGGGAACGGGCCCUGCAGACCACCACCAACUACCUGGUGGUGAGCCUGGCCGUGGCGGACCUGCUGGUGGCCACCUUGGUGAUGCCCUGGGUGGUGUACCUGGAGGUGACAGGCGGAGUCUGGAAUUUCAGCCGAGUUUGCUGCGAUGUUUUCGUCACCCUGGAUGUCAUGAUGUGUACAGCCAGCAUCCUGAACCUCUGUGCCAUCAGCAUCGACAGGUACACCGCGGUGGUCAUGCCAGUUCACUAUCAACAUGGCACCGGACAGAGCUCCUGUCGGCGAGUGGCCCUCAUGAUUACAGCCGUCUGGGUACUGGCCUUUGCUGUGUCUUGCCCUCUCCUCUUUGGCUUCAACACGACAGGGGACCCCAGCGUCUGCUCCAUCUCCAACCCUGAUUUUGUCAUCUACUCUUCAGUAGUGUCCUUCUACCUGCCCUUUGGUGUCACUGUCCUCGUCUACGCCAGGAUCUAUGUGGUGUUGAGACAGAGGAGAAGGAAACGGAUCCUCACUCGACAGAACAGCCAGUGCAUCAGUGUCAGACCUGGCUUCCCCCAACAACCCCUCUCCCCUGACCAGGCACACAUGGAGCUGAAGCGCUACUACAGCAUCUGCCAAGAUACUGCCUUGGGACGACCAGGCUUCCAAGAAGCGGGAGGAGAGUUGAAAAGGGAGGGGAGGACUCAGAACUCCCUCAGCCCCACCAUGGCCCCCAAGCUCAGCUUAGAGGUUCGAAAACUUAGUAAUGGCAGGUUGUCGACAUCCCUGAAGCUGGGGCCCCUGCAACCUCGGGGAGUGCCCCUUCGGGAGAAGAAGGCAACCCAGAUGCUGGUCAUUGUGCUCGGGACCUUCAUUGUCUGCUGGCUGCCAUUCUUCUUGACCCACAUUCUCAAUGCCCACUGCCAAGCAUGCCACGUGUCCCCAAAGCUUUACAGCGCCACAACAUGGCUGGGCUACGUGAACAGCGCCCUCAACCCCGUGAUCUAUACCACCUUCAAUGUUGAGUUCCGCAAAGCCUUUCUCAAGAUCCUGUCUUGCUGA